AUGGGGUUCUCCGAAAAACCACGAAUAGAUGGAAGAUUAGAGAAUGAAGGGAAGAAAUGGGUGAAAACCGGCAUACCUUCAUUGGAACCAAUUAACACAAAACCAAGUGAAGAAGAAGCAACAGCAGCUUGUUCAACAACUCCAACUUCAAAAGAAUCAAAGAUAGCAGACAGAUUGCCUUGUCCCCUACCUCCAACAAGGCGUAAGCCUCCUUUAAGAUGCCACCGUAAUGGAGUUAGAGAGUUCUUUACUCCUCCUGAUUUUGAAGCACUUUUCAACUCCCAUUUUCACAAUGCCAUUCGACUUCCAAACUAG
Messenger RNA from Gossypium raimondii (Peruvian cotton), 315 nucleotides. RefSeq names its product cyclin-dependent protein kinase inhibitor SMR6. NCBI's taxonomy places the organism in Eukaryota, Viridiplantae, Streptophyta, Magnoliopsida, Malvales, Malvaceae. Gene Ontology annotation, biological process: regulation of DNA endoreduplication. The transcript has a single exon. The coding region runs from base 1 to 315 and encodes 104 amino acids. The record is from RefSeq and is a predicted model, not a curated record.